Messenger RNA from Pteronotus mesoamericanus, 2111 nucleotides. RefSeq names its product tubulin tyrosine ligase (gene TTL). Gene Ontology annotation, biological process: microtubule cytoskeleton organization; protein modification process. The transcript has 7 exons. The record is from RefSeq and is a predicted model, not a curated record. Bases 41 to 1174 code for a protein of 377 amino acids. Gene Ontology annotation, molecular function: tubulin-tyrosine ligase activity. Gene Ontology annotation, cellular component: spindle microtubule. Lineage: Eukaryota; Metazoa; Chordata; Mammalia; Chiroptera; Mormoopidae.
CACUGGUCUGGUCCCCGCGCCCGGCGCAGGCGGCCUAGCCAUGUUCACCUUCGUGGUUCGCGACGAGAACAGCAGUGUCUACGCCGAGGUCUCCCGGCUGCUGGUCGCCUCCGGCCACUGGAAGAGGCUGCGGCGGGACAACCCCAGGUUCAACCUGAUGCUGGGAGAGCGGAACCGGCUGCCCUUCGGAAGACUGGGUCACGAGCCUGGGCUGGUGCAGUUGGUGAAUUACUACAGGGGGGCUGACAAAUUGUGUCGCAAAGCUUCUUUAGUGAAGCUAAUCAAGACAAGCCCAGAACUGGCUGAAUCCUGCACAUGGUUCCCCGAGUCCUAUGUGAUUUAUCCCACUAACCUCAAGACCCCAGCUGCUCCCGCACAGAAUGGAAUCCACCCACCAAUUACUAACUCAAGGACAGACGAAAGGGAAUUCUUUCUUGCUUCUUAUAACAAAAAGAAGGAAGAUGGAGAGGGUAAUGUUUGGAUUGCAAAGUCAUCCGCCGGUGCCAAAGGUGAAGGCAUCCUCAUCUCAUCCGAUGCUGCAGAACUUCUGGAUUUCAUAGACAACCAGGGCCAGGUGCACGUGAUUCAGAAAUACCUCGAGCGCCCUCUGCUCCUGGAGCCCGGUCAUCGCAAGUUCGACAUUCGAAGCUGGGUCUUGGUGGAUCACCAGUAUAACAUCUACCUCUAUCGAGAGGGUGUGCUGCGCACUGCGUCAGAGCCGUAUCACGUUGAUAAUUUCCAAGACAAAACCUGCCAUUUGACCAAUCACUGCAUUCAAAAGGAAUAUUCAAAGAACUAUGGAAAGUAUGAAGAAGGGAAUGAAAUGUUCUUUGAGGAGUUCAAUCAGUACCUGACAAGUGCUUUGAACAUUACCCUGGAGAACAGUAUCUUACUACAAAUCAAGCAUAUUAUAAGGAGCUGCCUCAUGAGCGUGGAGCCCGCCAUCAGCACCCGGCACCUCCCUUACCAGAGCUUCCAGCUGUUUGGCUUCGACUUUAUGGUGGACGAGGAGCUGAAGGUCUGGCUCAUUGAGGUCAACGGCGCCCCUGCUUGUGCUCAGAAGCUCUAUGCAGAACUGUGCCAGGGUAUCGUGGACAUAGCCAUAUCCAGCGUCUUCCCGCCCCCUGACGCUGAGCCACAGCAGAGCCAGCCGGCGGCGUUCAUCAGGCUGUGAUGAGGGAGAAGCGUGGGGUCCGGCUCCAGGGGAAGGAGAGACAUCCGAUUGCUCCACGUGAAGCCAAACUGAGAAAAAGGCAGCUCACAAAGGUGCGAUGGAGGAGACAGCGUGAGAGUGAAGGUGACUCCCCAAGGGGCUCUCGGGUGGAGCUCUCUGCACUGCUGUUGAGAUUUGAAGACUGCAGCAAAUUUCCCCAAGAGGAGAGCAGAAUGUCCUUCUAAGGGGAAAAGGCAGGGAUUUGGUUGUUUUCUGUUUUCAUCCUUUAAAGAGUUGGAUUUCUAUCCCAAGGCAGUGUUGUAAGCAGCGCCUCUUCUACCCGGGGACCACUGGACCUCAGCGUGGUGUCUCCAUCUGCUGCAGCCUUCGUGCCUUAGCUCUGUGCCCAGCUGCAACCUCUGUCUGCACGGGGAUUGGAUGCUAGAGCAUUUGGGAGCUUGCCAUGUGUCCCUGCUCAUUCCCCCAUGACACUCUGCCUGUGAAAUCUGGACAGGCAUGCACCGGCAGCCCGCAGUUUCGUGCUGUGUGCCACCUCGCAGGCCAGGGUGUUCUCCCCAUCCUGUUCCUGAUGGCACUGGGUAGGUUGCCUGUCAGGGUUGGUGUGGGCUGGGCACCAACACACCAAACACUGUUCUCAGUCUGCUCUCUGCAUGUUUUAGAAGCUGAGCAGCAAGUUGGCCACAAACUCGUAAGCAUCAAAUAAGCAUGAGAGAGGAAAAAAAAUUAUGUCUUGCUUUACUUAAUGGUUGGGUGUCCUUGAAAUAUGGUGGAUCUGUUAUCUGUUUUAACCAGAAUUCUUCAUGCACUUUUGCAAAGUUCCCUGCUGUUCACUCUUUUUUGGUUUUCACUUUUGUGAAAACCCUUCUGGGGGUAAGAAGAAGGUAGAACUCCCCUCCCCUCCAGGGGGCACUGCCCCCAACACAGCAUUCUCCCCAAG